AUGUGUGUUCCGAGCCCGGAGCACACACUCCGCACUCUCAGCACUAACCGCCGGGGAGAAGGGGAAGCACCGCCUCCUGCACCCUCUACUUAUACCCCGCGCCGCACUCGCCCCGCCCCCGCGCGUCUGACGCCAGGGCCACUACGCGAGCGUCAGCGCCGGAGGCGGCUCGCGGGCGGUUCUCGGGGGUGUUGGCUGAGGCGGCCCCGCCUUCCGCCCCGCCCGCCCCCGCCUCCACCAGGAGGAGCGUUAACCCGUCACCGCGGCGGUGGGCGGUGCAAGGAGCUUCCGGGUUCCUCGGCGCUAACCACCCCCCACGUGCGCGGCCGCCUGUGGCCUCUUCCCGCCGCGGCCGGCCCGGCUUCUCUAGCCCCAGCUCCGAGGGACGCCGGGCACGGGAGACCUAAGUGGCCUAGGCUGGUCUCAAACUCCUGGCCUCAAGUGAUCCUUCUACCUCAGCCUCUCAAAAUUCUGGGAUUACAGCAUGAUUGGUGUCCUAACCAUGGAGUGGGCCUGCCUGUUGAGCCAUUUUGCUGUGAAGAGAUGUGGCAUACAUGGAAUGUGCAUGUGUCUGUCUGCCUUCACUUUCAAGCAUGUUCUGUGUACCAGGCCCCAUACAAAGUGCUUUAGUGAUCUCUUUUCUUACAAAAUCCUGUCUCGCCUCUGAUGAUCUUAUGAAAAACACUGCUUUGUUCUUCAAGUUAUAAGAAAACAAACCAUGGAAAGUAACUGACUUUCAUUAAAAACUGAUGAAUGCUUGGGCCAAAUCUCCUAAUUACAGAGAUCAAAGGAGACUAAUAAAUUUUAACUCGAAGUUCUUUUUUUCUUCAAAAGAAUAGCCUUCAGUGAAAACAAGUACUUCCUAACCCAAUAAAGAAAUCUGCAACAAUCU
Messenger RNA from Pongo pygmaeus (Bornean orangutan), 892 nucleotides. RefSeq names its product serine/arginine repetitive matrix protein 3-like. Bases 1 to 630 code for a protein of 209 amino acids. The transcript is spliced from 6 exons. Lineage: Eukaryota; Metazoa; Chordata; Mammalia; Primates; Hominidae. The record is from RefSeq and is a predicted model, not a curated record.